Molecule: messenger RNA, 6847 nt
Organism: Nycticebus coucang (slow loris)
Lineage: Eukaryota; Metazoa; Chordata; Mammalia; Primates; Lorisidae
Gene: FAM120B
Product: family with sequence similarity 120B
Exons: 10
Coding region: 1514-4105 (863 amino acids)
Cellular component (GO): nucleus
Source: RefSeq, a predicted model, not a curated record
ACUUCUUGGAGUAACCCCACAGCACCCUAUGCUGAUUUUACUUAGAAGGGAAAAGAAGCCAACAGGAAAUGAAAGCCUCAUAUGCUGAAACCGAGAGCUUCCGGCCGAAAUCCUUAAUGUAUAUGUGAUGCAACUUCAAUUUGGUAAUAUUUUUUGAGUGCACAGUCAAGUACUUUGCCAGAGAUUCUAAAGGAAACCAACAGAAUGUUUUCCUAGAAUAAUAUCUGACCAUUUUACUUCCCUGAUGGAAGCUUUAUCAGCUCACUAGGCUUACAACAACCCUGCUGAGAUGUAUUGUGCAUAAGGAUAGGUUUUGAAAUACAUCUUAAGUAAUUGGUGUUAUUAAUAAUUAAUGUUUGUCAAUAAUUUACUUUUUUAGAAUGUUCUCUUGGUUGUAGUGAACUAUGGCUAGUAGAAUGAAAUUGGGUACGAUCUGGCGCCUACCUUAUCUUCCAGCCCAAGGCAGCACGUCUUGUACGUGAACUUGGCCACCUCAGCCCCAGCAUUAAGGCUGGGACUGUCGCAGGCACGUGGAGCCCGCACACCUCGCGCAUAACCACGAGACCUGCGCCAUCGGGCCCAGGCCCUGCCUUCUCACCGCUGUCUUCCCUCCCCGGAGUUCUCUCACGUCCAUUCCAGACCCGAAAACCUGCCUUAAAAGAACUUCGAACCACGAACCUACAACUGCGGUAUUAACAGCCAGCAGGCGGCUAACAUUCCCAGAGCUCACUGCAGUCACGCCCCAUGCCGUCCGGCGCCAGCGUCGCCGGGAGCAGCCCUGGGGAGCGCGCGGUGGGAAGGGUGCCUGGUAGCCCGCAGGGGAGGACCCCGAGGAGCGCCCCACAGGCUCCGCAGGGCCCGGAGGUGCGGGGCUGGCGGCGUGGGGCCCGGCAGAGUCGCGCGCUGUGGGGCCUGCGGCCGCGCCCGUCCUAGCCAGGCCGAACCUCCGGUGGCAAGGACCGCACAACAGCUACCGGGGCCAUCGGCCUGCACAGACAAAAGCUGGCGUCCAGCCACCAGUCGGCCCGGCAGGAUAGGGUCCGUAGAACCAAAGGGCACAAGAGCAGUGCCCACGACUGCCUCGGGAAAGCGAAACUAAGACGUGACCACCCGCCUUGGAAGCGGUGGGGAGUUACCAAGACAACCGACCAGGAGUCUUACUCCGGCGGCGACUGCGCGCUCUGUUCUUUCCCGCUGCGCCUGCGCGCCCCUCUCCUCUUCCCCCAACGCCUGCGCACCUCGCUCCUUCCCGAGUCUCCCGGGCCUGGGUGCGCCCGCCUCGCCGGCACAAAUGGGGCGGGCUCUCGAACGGAAGCGGAAGUAGUGCGGAGGUGUAGGGCUGCGACGGUGACCCAGGUUUUGAGGGCUGGCUUCUUUAACGACUCUGAGCCUUUGCCCGCUUCUGUCAAGAGCCUUCAUCUCACUCAGGGGCUCUGUCUUCAUCACUGUCUCCAGAGCUGUCAGCUCAGACCUUGGAGCAUAGGAAGUAGCAGAUCUUUCCCAGUGUUCAGCUAUGGGUGUGAGAGGUUUGCAAGGAUUUGUGGGAAGUACCUGCCCACACGUGUGUACAGUGGUAAAUUUCAAAGACCUGGCGGUGCAGCACCACAGCCAGUAUCCUGGAUGCACACCCACGGUAGUGGUGGAUGCCAUGUGUUGUCUCAGGUACUGGUACACUCCGGAAUCUUGGAUCUGCGGUGGUCAAUGGCGAGAAUACUUUUCUGCUUUGCGAGACUUUAUUAAAGCUUUCACGGCAGUGGGCAUCAAGCUGGUCUUCUUCUUCGAUGGUAUGGUGGAGCAGGGCAAGCGAGAUGAGUGGGUGAGGCGCAGACUAAAGAACAGCAAGGAGAUAAGCAGGAUUUUCCAUUAUAUCAAGUCUCACAGGCAGCAGCCUGGAAGGAACAUGUUCUUUAUCCCCUCUGGGCUAGCUUUGUUCACACGAUUUGCCCUGAAGACACUGGGUCAGGAGACAUUUUGCUCGUUGCGGGAGGCAGACUACGAGGUCGCUUCCUAUGGUCUCCAGCACAACUGUCUUGGGAUUCUUGGGGAAGACACAGAUUACUUAAUCUAUGACACUUGCCCCUAUUUUUCUAUUAGCGAGCUCUGCUUAGAGAGCCUGGACACUGUCAUGCUCUGUAGAGAGAAACUGUGCGAGCAUCUGAGUCUCCACCUGAUGGACCUUCCUCUGCUGGCCUGCCUACUUGGCAAUGACGUAAUCCCAGAAGGCAUGUUUGAAAGCUUUCGGUACAAGUGUUUAUCUUCCUAUACCUCUGUAAAAGAAAACUUUGACAAAAAAGGCAACAUUAUCUUAGCUGUGUCAGAUCAUAUAUCUAAAGUUCUUCGCUUGCAUCAAGGUGAGAAAAAAUUAGAGGAUAUAUUACCUUUGGGACCAAACAAAUCUCUUUUUUAUAAAGGAGUGGCAUCAUAUCUUCUGCCAGGACAGAAAUCACCUUGGUUUUUCCAAAAGCCCAAAGAUGUAAUAACUUUGGACAAACAGGUAAUAACCAUGAGUUCUGAUUCUGAAUCCAAGAAAGACAUUUCUAUGUGUACAGACCUUGAAUCCAGGCAAGAAGUUUCCAUGUGUACAGAUUCUCAAUCCAGGCAAGAAGUUCCCGUGUGUACAGACCCUGAAUCCAGGCAAGAAGUUCCCGUGUGUACAGACCCUGAAUCCAGCCAAGAAGUUCUUAUGUGUACAGACCCUGAAUCCAGGCAAGAAGUUCUCAUGUGUACAGACCCUGAAUUCAAGCAAGACGUUCCCAUGUGUACAGAGCCUGAAUCAAGGCAAGAAAUUCCCACAUAUAUAUACUCUGAACCCAAGCAAGAAGUUCUCAUGUAUACACUCCCUGAAUCCAAACAGAAAGUUCCUAUAUGUGCAGAUUCUGUAUCUAAGCAAGAAGUUUCCAUGUGUACACACCCCGAAAUCACACAAAAAUUACAUAUGGCAAUGGACUCUGAAUUUAAGUUAGACACUUCCAUGUGUUUUCAACCUGAAAUUAAACCAGAAGACCCUGUGAAUAUGGGGCCUGAAAUGAAGCAGCAAGUAACCAUGGUUUUGGACACUGAAAUCUUAAAGGUUGCUAGAACUCGGCACGUGCAAGCAGAAAGCUACCUGGUGUACAGCAUCAUGAGCAGCGGCGAGAUUGAGUGCAGCAACACCCUGGAGGAUGAGCUGGACCAGGCCCUGCCCAGCCAGGCCUUCAUUUACCGCCCAGUCCGACAGCGUGUGUACUCACUUUUACUGGGGGACUGUAAAGGGGGAACACCUAGUUUGAAAAUACUGUGGCUGAACCAGGAGCCAGAGGUGCAGGCCCGGCGCUUGGACACACUUCUGGCCUGUUUCAACCUGUCCUCCUGCAGGGAAGAGCUGCAGGCCGUGGAGAGCCCGUUGGCAGCUCUGUGCUGUCUCCUCAUCUACCUGUUUGUCCAGGUAGACACCCUUUGCCUGGAGGAUUUACACGCAUUCAUUGCCCAAGCCCUGUGCCUCCAAGGAAAGUCAACUGCACAGCUGAUAAACUUACAGCCUGAUUACAUCAACCCCAGAGCUGUGCAGCUGGGCUCCCUGCUGGUCCGUGGCCUCACCACUCUGGUCCUGGUCAACAGUGCAUGUGGCUGCCCCUGGAAGACAAGUGAUUUCAUGCCCUGGAAUGUGUUUGACGGGAAGCUCUUUCAUCAGAAGUACCUGCAGUCUGAAAAGGGGUAUUCCGUGGAGGCUCUUCUAGAACAAAAUAGAUCACGGCUCACCAAAUUCCACACCCUGAAGGCUGUCGUCUCCAAGGCCUGCAUGAAGGAGGGCCGGCGCAUCGUGGGCCGGGCACACUGGGGCACACACCACACAGGAAGAUGGGGAAGGCAGGGCUCCAGCUCCCACCCGCCGGGCUCUGGGUAUGGCCAUUCUGGUCAGGGACAACCGUGGAGAGACCAGGGACCAGAGACCGUCCUUGCAGUGGUCAGACCUGCUUCCUGCCCUGCUGCCCGCCGCCUGCUGGGACAGUUGCUCCCAGGACGGGCACUUGGCACAGAUGGAUGUCAACACUGCAGCCUCACACCAAACCGUUCAGUGCUACAUCUAGCUUUUCUCCAUAUAUUCAUGUUGAACCAUUAUGUUUAAAGAACUUUCUCUGUUAAAAAUAAAACAUCACUUAUACCUCAGCACAGCUGUUUUUGUCACGUGCACAGGGGCCUCAGGCACGGCCUGGCUUGUGCAGUUGGAGCCCAAAGGGGAACAGAGCCGGCUGCUCCAUGGCCAGGCCAAGUGCAGCAGGAAUACCAUGGGCACCAAGUUCCUUACUGACCCUGGUGCCAUGGCAGAGGUUGUAGGACCAUAUUCAUGUUAGGAAGGAGAACUCUUCCUUGAAUUGAUAGAAAACAUAAAGAAAAUAUUAAUAGUGUCCAGAAAUUUCUUCCCUUUGUGCAAAUUAAAAUAGCAGAGUGACCUAGCAGAUUGGGAACUAUUCUAGUUGUGACCACAGCAGAUUACUUGGGUUGUCUGGUGACAGGUGGCCCCUCAGUUGCCAGUGGCCUUCCCAGAAGUCCAGUUGCUUUGUAAUGUCCAUGUGUCCUGCCUGUGGUGAGUGGUAAGUGCCCUGCCAAGUGCAGGCUGACAGCUGUGCAGUCCUGUGUGCACCCUCCUGUGCUACGUCCCUGUCGGUUCCGAAGGUUCUUUGGUGGCUGUCGGGCCAUGGCUUGCUGGAGGCCCCGGCAGGCUUUCUGCAGCGUGGCCAGUGCUAAGCACCUGAACCCAGCACACACCCCAGCAGCCCACACUUCAUUUCCAAUGUAGGUAGCCAAGUGAUCAAAGUGGAUUUGCAGCUCUUCCUGACCCUAAUGGAGCAUGAGAAUGUGUGGGCUGUGGCCAUCACAGGGAGCUGGGCUUAGCUGACCAUCUAGAGCAGGCGUCCUCAAACUUUUUAAACAGGGGGCCAAUUCACUGUCCCUCAGACCGUUGGAGGGCCGGACUAUAGUUUAAAACAAAAAACUAUGAACAAAUUCCUAUGCACACUGCACAUAUCUUAUUUUGAAAUAAAAAACAAAACAGGAACAAAUACAAUUCACACUGCUUCAUGUGGCCCGUGGGCCGCAGUUCGAGGACGCCUGGUCUAGAGAAUGGGUGGCGACAAGGGCAACUGGUGUCUGUCUCGAGUGGCCCAGGCCACACCAGGCCAGGUGGUGUGUGCCCAGGUGUGGGUGCCCUUCCUGCCACCCACUGACCACUGUGAAUCUCAGGCCCGUCUGGGAGGAGUGCUCUAAGCCUGGGGCAAGUGUCACCUCUUCUUUUCUUCUUACUUUAUCACAAUGACCUCAACAGUUAGAACCUAAAGCUUCUUCAGGGUUAUGCCUGCCUUUGAUAAAUUGGUCUUUGAAGAAGACCCUACUUUACAGGGUAGGACCAUCACAACACAAAAAUCAAGAAUGGUACAUACCAGUGUCUGGGCUAAAAUAUACCUCUGGGGACCCUUUAAAAUUGAGGGGUUAACGUGCUGAGUUAGCAUUAGAACUAAAGAGUUUAGGAAUGAGACUGGGAGAAACUGAAAGACGAUGCACAAGCAGGGACGGGAUGAUCUGUUUGCAUUGUAGCUCAAAGGGGAGAAAUAGCCACAAAAUGCCGUUGGUGGCACAAGUGUUUUUUUUUUUUUUUAUUUCAGAUGUUUCAGUGUAAAGUGUCGGUGAAACACACACAGAGUCAGGCUUUCAUCAGGAUGGGGAUGUGUUUUCUCAGAUCAAGUGAUCUGCUUUUUAAAUUGUACUUACUGAAUUUCAGGCAGCACAUUUGUGAUAGGGUCUUGUCUACCUUGAACUCCUAUUUUGCUGUUCCUUGGAGAUAUUACCAAAGUUCAAGUACAAAGUUGCCACUAUUUUCCAGAGUUUAAUAGGCAAAAUUCUUUGUUACUAAAAAAACCCAAACAAACAGAAAAAACCUAAAAACAUCACAUAAUGAAAGUAUUCGGUUUCUAUCAAAAAGUUGGGAAGUUUCUAGAGCAUGAAGCUGGCCUAAGCAGAGAGUAGGGUUGAGUAGGGCCCUGGGGGGCCUGGUGGGAACCACUGUGGUGGUCAGCUUCAAGGCCUGGAGCUCAACCCAGAGCCCUGAGAACAAAGGCAGCAAAAGUGAGAACCUUAUAACCUCUCCCCUGCUGUCUCAGCCCAGCUGGUAAGAAAUGACAGUGUUAAAUUCCACAGUUAGGAGCUGCUGGUGUGCCUGUGACUUCUCCAGACUGUCACUUCUCAGGGGUGAUUCUCCAGGAGCCUGAGUGGCUAUAAAACUAUCUCUGGUCACCUGUGAAAGCUGGUGUGGCAGGAGGAGUAACCCAACUCCUAGAUAAAGGUCUCUUUGCUCUGUAUACUAGGAGAAAACUGGGGGCAGGGGAAAUUUUGAAGAAAAGCGGUUUCUUUUAAUGUGAAAAACUAUCACUUUUUUAUUACUAUAUUAGUAGGGUGGUUCUGCUCUGAAUCUCUUUCCAAGUUUCCUUAUCAGAAAAGCAAAAAGUAGCCACAGCCUGGUAAAGGGAAGAGCCACACGUGGGUUUUCUGUACUUGGCAAAGCAUCCACCACACACCAUCUGCGCGUGGGUCUCCGUUUCCAAGUCAUUAGCCGUGAUAAGCGUCGAGGUGUUGUGCAGAUGGUAGGGACUGGUGUUGAGAGGAACAGUUUUGACACUGUGUCCUUCUACCAACCUCUUAAUUAAUUGCUUCCACUUAAAUGGAAUAAUUAUAAAACAAAAUGUUAAUAACACGUGGCCACAUCUGAAAAGACAAGCACCAUUCAGCAUGCUUUUCUUACGUGUCCUUAGAAAUGUGCAGUGUGUCUGCGUGUUCAGACAAAUUUAAUUCUCAGUUUGGUUUUCUUAUACCUUUG